Messenger RNA from Lipotes vexillifer (Yangtze River dolphin), 2280 nucleotides. It is a transcript of the gene XPNPEP2, whose product is annotated as X-prolyl aminopeptidase 2. The transcript has 21 exons. The record is from RefSeq and is a predicted model, not a curated record. Gene Ontology annotation, molecular function: metalloaminopeptidase activity. The coding region runs from base 259 to 2280 and encodes 673 amino acids. Lineage: Eukaryota; Metazoa; Chordata; Mammalia; Artiodactyla; Lipotidae.
CACCCUAUUCUGGGUGACAGGGAGCCAGCAGAUGCUGCCUGGGGCAGUCGAGUCUUCACCCAGCCUAACUCCUGGAACCCUCAGAAACCAAAGACCAGAGGACUCUCCAUCCACCAGCUGGACACCUCCUCCCCAUUGCCAGCCCCCACCCCCUGGCUGCUCCUGCUCCGGAAAGGCCUGGAGGAAGAGGCCAAGGAAACAGCCCUGCCCACUCUCCCUUGACCCUCCAUCCACCCAGCACCGGCAUCUGAAGACCGCAUGGCCCCGGCUCCCUGGGGCUGCUCCCCCUGGCUUGUCCUCCUCUGUGCUUGUGCCUGGGGCCGCCCAAAGUCACUGGACCUGAGAGAGGAUGUGAGAAACUGUUCAGUCAGCCCUCCGUACCUUCCAGUUACUGUGGUCAAUACCACAGCGCAGCUCACAGCCCUCCGCCAGCAGAUGCACACCCAGAAUGUCUCUGCCUACAUCGUCCCCGACACGGAUGCUCACAUGAGCGAGUACAUCGGCGACUAUGACAAGAGGCGUGCGUGGAUUACAGGCUUUACAGGGUCUGCAGGAAUCGCCGUGGUGACCAUGGGGAAAGCCGCUCUCUGGACCGACAGCCGCUACUGGACCCAGGCUGAGCGGCAGAUGGACUGCAACUGGGGGCUCCAUAAGGAAGUUGGCACCACUCCUGUUGUCACCUGGCUCCUCACAGAGAUUCCUGUUGGAGGGCGUGUGGGCUUCGACCCCUUCCUUUUCUCCAUCAAUUCCUGGGAGAGUUAUAACGUGGCCCUCCGAGACUCUGACAGAGAGCUGGUGUCCAUCACCGUCAACCUUGUGGACCUGCUGUGGGGGUCAGAGAGGCCUCCGGUGCCAAGUGAGCCCAUCUAUGCCCUGCAGGAGGCAUUCACAGGAAGCAGCUGGCAGGAGAAAGUAUCUGGCAUCCGCAGCCAGAUGCAGAAGCAUCGUGAGGCCCCAACUGCCGUGCUUCUGUCCGCACUUGAUGAGACGGCCUGGCUCUUCAACCUUCGCAGCAGUGACAUCCCUUAUAACCCCUUCUUCUAUUCCUACACGCUGCUCACUGACUCCUCCAUCAGGUUAUUUGCAAACAAGAGUCGCUUUAGCUCCGAGACCCUGCAGUACCUGAACUCUGGCUGCACGGGUCCCAUGUGUGUGCAACUCGAAGAUUACGGCCAAGUCCGUGACAGCGUCCAGGCUUACACCUCAGGAGCCGUGAAGAUCUGGAUUGGGACCAGCUACACCUCGUAUGGGCUCUAUGAAGUGAUACCCAAGGAGAAACUCAUAGCAGACACCUACUCCCCGGUGAUGGUAACCAAGGCGGUGAAAAACAGCAAGGAGCAGACCCUCCUCAGGGCCAGCCAUGUGCGGGACGCUGUGGCUGUGAUCCGAUACUUGGUCUGGCUGGAGGAGAACGUGCCCAAAGGCACCGUGGAUGAGUUCUCAGGGGCAGAGCUGCUGGAGAAGUUCCGAGGAGAAGAAGAGUUCUUCUCCGGAUCCAGUUUCGAAACCAUCUCUGCUAGUGGCCUGAAUGCUGCCCUGGCCCAUUACAGCCCCACCAAGGAGUUGCACCGCAAGCUGUCCUCAGAUGAGAUGUACCUGCUGGAUUCCGGGGGACAAUACUGGGACGGGACAACAGACAUCACCAGAACAGUCCACUGGGGCACCCCCUCUGCUUUCCAAAAGGAGGCGUACACCCGCGUGUUGAUAGGAAACAUUGAUCUCUCCAGACUCGUCUUCCCAGCUGCUACAUCAGGGCGAAUGGUGGAGGCCUUUGCCCGCAGAGCCCUGUGGGAUGUUGGCCUCAAUUAUGGUCAUGGGACAGGCCACGGCAUUGGCAACUUCCUGUGUGUGCACGAAUGGCCAGUGGGAUUCCAGUCUGGCAACAUUGCCAUGGCCAAGGGCAUGUUCACUUCCAUCGAACCUGGUUACUAUCAGGAUGGAGAAUUUGGGAUCCGUCUUGAAGAUGUGGCCCUUGUGGUAGAAGCAAAGACCAAGUACCCAGGGACCUACCUGACUUUUGAAGUGGUGUCGUUGGUGCCUUAUGACCGGAACCUCAUCGAUGUCAGCCUGCUGUCCCCCGAGCAGCUCCAGUCCCUGACCCGCUACUACCAGACCAUCCGCGAGAAGGUGGGCCCCGAGCUCCAGCGGCGCCAGCUGCUGGAGGAGUUCUCCUGGCUGCAGCGGCACACGGAGCCCCUGGCCUCCAGGGCAGCGCCCACUGCCUCCUUGGCCCCUCUGAUGACAGUCUCUGCUCUCACCAUCCUCAGCUGGAGUGUCUAG